GAUUGGAGAAGAACAGUGCCCACGCCUUCUGGUGCAGUCACUGAAAGUAGGGGGAUAACUUCGGUGUUCUAAUACACUGCGCGGGCAACGAGCAGAUAAAAUGGGAGUGCGUGAGCAGGCGAAGAGCAUUUUAUUAUACCUCUGCAUCUGUAGUCAUGUUUGUACUGAAGAGUGGGAACUCACGCUGCUUCAUACCAACGAUGUCCACGCACGGGUUGAGGAGACAAGCAAGGACUCCGGCAAAUGCACCAAGCCUCCGUGUUUUGCCGGGGUGGCACGGAGAUUUACGAAAAUAAAGGAGAUCCGGAACCGAGAGAAAAAUGUGAUGCUGCUGGACGCAGGCGAUCAAUUUCAAGGAACCGUUUGGUUUAAUGUCUAUAAGGGAGCAGAGGCUGCACAUUUUAUGAACAAACUUGGCUACGAUGCAAUGGCUCUGGGGAAUCAUGAGUUUGACAAUAAAGUGGAGGGACUUAUCAAGCCGUUUCUCCAGGAGGUGAAGUGCACAGUCCUCAGUGCUAACAUCAAAGCAGACGACACACUAGCACCUCGCAUCAGUGGCCUUUAUUUCCCUUAUAAGGUAUUUGAUGUGGACUCUAAGAAAGUGGGCGUGGUGGGAUACACAUCAAAGGAGACGCCUGCUCUGUCACAAACAGGACCUAACUUAGUGUUUGAGGAUGAGAUUGAUGCUCUCCAGCUCCAGGUUGACAAACUAAUCACUUUGGGGGUCAACAAGAUUAUCGCCCUUGGUCACUCUGGCUUCGUUACAGACAAAGAAAUAGCCAGAAGGGUAAAGGGUGUGGAUGUGGUCAUCGGAGGACAUAGUAACACCUUUCUGUACACAGGAAAACAGCCUUCCUCUGAGGUCCCGGCAGGUCCCUACCCGGUCAUAGUAAGGUCAGAGGGUGGGCGUGACGUCCCUGUGGUGCAGGCCUUUGCCUUUGGGAAAUAUCUGGGUUACCUCAAGGUGACGUUUGACGAAGCUGGCAACGUGCUCCAGUCCACAGGCAACCCCAUCCUUCUGGACAGCUCUGUACCAGAGGAUCCCAGUAUUCUGGCUGAAGUAAAUGAGUGGAAAAAGGCCCUGGCAAAUUACUCCUCCCAGUAUGUGGGGGAGACCCUGGUGUAUCUCAAUGGAACGUUUGAAGAGUGCAGGUUCCGAGAGUGCAACCUGGGAAACCUAAUCUGUGACGCUAUGGUACACCACAACAUUAAAUAUGCAGAUGAGCUUCAAUGGAACCAUGUUAGCUCCUGCAUCCUCCAAGGGGGAUCGAUACGGUCAUCCAUAGAUGAGAGGAGUCGAAACGGUUCCAUCACGAUGGAGGACCUCAUUGCUGUUUUGCCGUUUGGAGGCACCUAUGAUCUGGUUCAGCUGAAGGGAUCUACUCUGAGGAAGACUUUUGAGCACUCCGUCAGGAGAUAUGGAGGGAACACAGGGGAAUUCCUUCAAGUAUCAGGAUUUCAUGUAGAGUAUGAUAUGUCGAGGCCCCCUGGGGAGCGUGCUAGGAGUAUUAGUGUGCUCUGUACGGACUGCCGGGUGCCAGUCUAUGAGCCUCUGGACGACAGAAGGCUAUACAAGGUGGUCCUGCCCUCAUACAUGGUGGAAGGAGGAGACGGAUUCUCCAUGAUUAAAGAGGAGAACCUGAAACAUGACAGCGGUGACAUGGACAUAUCGGUGGUGGCCAGCUACAUUGCUGAGAGGAAGAAGGUGCACCCGGCUAUAGAGGGACGUAUCAAGAUUUACAACUCAGCUUCAGGGGGGCCUGGUCACAUGGCUCUGUUAAUCAUGCUGGGGCUAGUGAUGGCUCUGUUUGGGAGACUAUGAGCGAUCCCUGGCUGCAAUCAUGAUGCAAAGCUCACCAUUGGAUAUGUUCUUCUCACCAACAGCAUUCAAGGGAAGAGCUCAACUCUAGUUAGUCUAUUGAGUACAAAUUGAACAGGGAUAUAUAUGGUGAAUGGAUAUUUCACCAAUGCUCUCAGAUUUUUCUUUCUAAAUACUGCAGUUUGAUAUGAAAUUCGCUAUUGAAACUUCAGGGAAAAUACUGUAAAUGUAUUAUCCUAUGGCUAAAACUAGAAAUGAUGCACUGGUAAGUCUCGUGUACAGUCGCUGCUGUCAAGCUCUUGGUCUGCGAUCCAGUUUGAGCAUAAACAUACAUUUGCUUAUGUACUCUAACAGAUGGAAACAGAUGACCGGUGCUUGUUUAAGUGUGUGCCCCUGGCAGAGCCUGCUUAACCAGCAUUAGGACUGAAGCGUUACAGGUUUUGGGUCAUUUCCGAUUGAGCCGACAUAUGCAGUCUCCGCUAACGGGGGACAUUGCCUUUAAAUAUCAAUCACGCUGUAACACCGAAUGUCCAUUAUACGGAUAGAAUAUACUUUGUUUAUGAGAUAGGGUGUCCAAACACAGAGCUCCGGAUAGUUGUCAAUAUUUUGAAGCUCUUUUAGAAAUAUAAUCUCUCAAGGUGGGAUAAACAAGUAGUGAUCAACCUUUUGUAAACAUUUAGAGAACUCUAUUUACAGGACAUACCCACUCAAAGUAACGAGGUAGCAGGAAACCGAUACACUUGGUAUUCUUGAUUCACACAGGAAACUGUUGAGUGAAAAACCCAGCAGCGUGGCAGUAUUUGACACAAACUGGUGCGCCCAGCACCCUAUUACCAUACCCCGUUCAAAGGCACUGAAAUAUUUUGUCUUGAUCAUUCAGAUUGAAGUGGAUUUAACAAGUGACAUCAAUAAGGGAUCCUAGCUUUCACCUGAUCAUGGAACAGGUGUUCUUAAUGUUUUGUACACCAAAGAGGGAAUGUUUUUCUCUGAGUUGUAAUUCCUAAAUAGCCUAUGAUAAAUUGUGACCUAACAUUUUAGAUUUGGUGUUGUGAUAUUGCAACAAGGUUGGUAAUAGUACAAUAUACUGAUGAUAUGUACCUAAAGCCUGAAGGUUAUACAGGUAAAUGAACAAAUUGUUCUCCUUACUGUUUUUUGAACGUCUAGCAGCCAUUUCUGCAUAUACAAACUAGUCACCAACUGUAACAAUUCAACAGUAAAAAUACCAAUAAAUUGUCAUGACCAAAAAAAAAAAAGAGCUCAUCUUAAACUCGUUAAAAACAAAGAAAAACACAUGAACUAUGAAAUGCCGCCCAGGCGUAAUUCCAUUGAAUGUAGUAUUUCUCAAAGGAAAGAAUUACAUAACAUCCCUCACAGUUACUCUUUAACUUGUGAGUGGUGUAACCUUGAGCUUUGCUGCUCUCACUAUUCAUCAGAUCUCUGUCAGGGCCACGGGGUAGAGUAGUAUUCUGAGGACAAGGACCAUUCUGUCUCUGGAUUGCUCACAGAAACACAAGCUUUAUUGUUCACAGGGGCCAGCUAUUAGUCUCCACUGAUGGCUCUGACCCAGCUGGCUCUGACCAGUGGGAAUGUACAUGGUGUUGCCAAUUACCACAUCCACGGAACACUGCAUGGAAAGUAUCUCCUUUUCACAGUGGACUAAAACAUUAUCAGGGCAGAAAUGAGUCUCCAAGGAGGGAAGGGAGAUGGAAAUCACAUUAGGUCAUAUGCAGGACACAAAACAAAACAGGUCUUAGUGCUCAGCUUAUUGCUCCAACCUGCUUCUCAGCUGUAAAAUGACACAAAUGAACCUACAGUUACCAUACAAAAUACAGAGACUGUUUAAAGACUAAUUGAAUCUGCCAUCUCACUUGGAGAAGGGAAGACAUCAAAAUUGACACAUCUAACUAAAGAUGGACCAGUUUGCAGGCAGCAAGGCAUUAUUAUAUCCAAUAAGUAAAAUAUUUGACCACCCAGUAAAAUCUAUAAAUAUAUUUUUAUUAAUGCAUUAUUAUACAUUGGAAUGUUGAUAUAUGCUCACAGAGACAUUGGAAUGUUGAUAUAUGCUCACAGAGACAUUGGAAUGUUGAUAUAUGCUCACAGAGACAUUGGAAUGUUGAUAUAUGCUCACAGAGACAUUGGAAUGUUGAUAUAUGCUCACAGAGACAUUGGAAUGUUGAUAUAUGCUCACAGAGACAUUGGAAUUUGCUGUAUUGCACUUUGGCUCCAGGAAAAGGAAGCAAGCUGUUCUCUAAAUUCACUGGUUACUGUCUGCCGACGGCUCCCCUUGUCCCUUCUGAAGAGACAACAUACAGUAUCAGCAGGGAGGUACACAACCUACAUCCUGUUACCGUUCUACUUUCACUUAAUUUAUAAAUGUCUAAAUAGUUUGGAAAAGACAUCCGGUUGAUUACCCCCUAGUUGAAACACAAAGUGAGUGUUUACUUUCAGGGGCCCUAUGGCAGAGAGAUGCUUAAGUUAAAUACAAUAUACAGUGCCUUGCUAAAGUAUUCAGACCCCUUGGAUUUCAUUGUGUUACAAAGUGGGAUUAAAACAGAUAUAAUUAUAUUAUUUUUGUCAACAAUAUACACAAAAUGUAAGGAACAUUUUAUUUCUUUAUUUUUUAUUAAUAAAAAAUAUAUAUAACUAACAGUUGUAUCAAUCUGCUUGAAACACUAUGGCAACACUUGAAUUGCUGUCUAGCCAUGAUCCCCAACAUCUUGACGGAGUAUGAAGAAUAUUUAUAAGGAAAAAUAAAAUAGGCAAAUAUUGAACAAUCGUGGUGUGCAAAGCUCUUAGACACUUACCCAAGAAGACUCACAGCUGUUAUCGCUCCUUAAGAGUUUCUAACAUGUAUGGACUCAGGGAGCUGAAUACUUAUGAAAUUACUAUAUUUUAUUUAUUACAUUUUUAUUAAUCAAAAAUAAAGUUUGUAUUUUUCAGACA
Molecule: messenger RNA, 4762 nt
Organism: Oncorhynchus nerka (sockeye salmon)
Lineage: Eukaryota; Metazoa; Chordata; Actinopteri; Salmoniformes; Salmonidae
Product: 5'-nucleotidase-like
Exons: 9
Coding region: 101-1822 (573 amino acids)
Biological process (GO): AMP catabolic process
Cellular component (GO): plasma membrane
Molecular function (GO): 5'-nucleotidase activity; nucleotide binding; metal ion binding
Source: RefSeq, a predicted model, not a curated record